Messenger RNA from Corylus avellana, 1294 nucleotides. Its product is annotated as putative E3 ubiquitin-protein ligase SINA-like 9. The record is from RefSeq and is a predicted model, not a curated record. Lineage: Eukaryota; Viridiplantae; Streptophyta; Magnoliopsida; Fagales; Betulaceae. Gene Ontology annotation, molecular function: zinc ion binding.
UAACAUAGACUCGAAACCGUUAUCGUUUUGGGUGGUUUUUGGGUUGGAGCUCCGUGUCGAAGAGAGAGACAGAGAGAGACAAAGAGAUGACGAGGUUUUCGCUGGGUGGAGACGAAGAUGGGGAAGGCCCGAGUAGCCGGAGGCCGAAGCGGCUGAGGAUCUCUGUGCAAAGCAACGCCGUAGAUAGAGACUAUCGAGAACGAGAAGGAGAACACUGCGAAGAUGAAGGAGAGCAAGAAACUCACGAAGAAGAAGAAGAAGAAGAAGAGGAGGAGGAAGAAGAAGAAAGCGAUUACGAAGAGGAAGAAGAAAGUUUUUAUGAUGAAGAAGAAGAAGACAACGUAGAAGAAGAAGAUCCGGGCCCUACUGUGACUGUAGGACCCAGAUCCAACGGUGGCCCCCAAGUGGGUCGUGACGGGUCAAUUUCCGUGACCCUUACUGACCCAGAAGUCCUCGAUUGCUCCAUUUGCUACGAACCCUUGUCAAUUCCUGUCUUCCAGUGCGAGAAUGGGCAUAUAGCUUGCGCUUCCUGCUGCAUCAAACUUAAGAAUAAAUGUCCCUCUUGCUUUUGGCCUAUUGGAUAUAAUCGUUGCCGGUCCAUUGAGAAGGUUCUAGAAUCAGUCAAAAUUUCAUGCCCAAACGCCAAGUAUGGGUGCAAAGAAGCAGUUAGUUACAGUAAGAAAAGUGACCAUGAGAAGACAUGCAGCUAUGCACCUUGUUCAUGCCCCCUUUCAAAUUGCAACUUUAUCGCUUCAUCCAAGCAACUAUACAUACACUUCAGCAGGAAACAUCCAACUUCUGCAACAUGCUUCCAGUACGGUUCUAUGUUCUCUGUUACCUUAAAGGUUAAUGAUAAAUUUAUUGUCCUUAAAGAACAGAAUGACAGUGUUCUAUUUGUCCUCAACAAUAGUGUGGAAAUUAUUGGGAAUUUAGUGAGAGUUUAUUGCAUUGGGCCCUGCUCAUCAACAGGAGGGUUCCCCUACACUCUUCUGGCCAAAAUCCAUGGAAGCUCUCUCCAAUUACAAUCUUUCACAAAGAACCGUCAACAUUGCAUGGAUAAGCCUACUUCAACAGCAACUGGGUUCCUUCUAAUUCCUUCUGACUUUUUUGGUUCAAGUGGCCAGUUCAAGUUGGACGUCUGGAUCCAGCGCAAUUCUUCGUGGUUUGCAUCUCCCCGAAGAAUGGAUCCUGUUUAAACUUUAAAGUUACUGAUGUUAUUGACAUGUGAUAAUGUUUUGGAAAAGUGACUAUUGUUGUUGAUAUAUAAAUUAUCUGCUUUAGAAAAGUUUCUAUA